Messenger RNA from Camellia sinensis, 2820 nucleotides. Its product is annotated as P-hydroxybenzoic acid efflux pump subunit. The record is from RefSeq and is a predicted model, not a curated record. Lineage: Eukaryota; Viridiplantae; Streptophyta; Magnoliopsida; Ericales; Theaceae. Gene Ontology annotation, cellular component: plasma membrane.
UUCACCAACCUUCUAUCUAUCUAUAGGCCAAAACAAACAAGAUUUACUGAAAAAACCAGAGCGGUGGAGCAAAAACACCACUCUCCAAACCAAACAUAAAUCUCUUCAACUCGUCAUCACCAUGUCAAUCUCCACAACUUCUCAGCCCGAUCGGGCCCAAGAACUGUGGCGGCGCUGCCUCGCCUCCGCCUUCCGAACCGCACUAGCCUGCACCUUAGUAGGCGGCACCACCCUCUACGGCCCUGCACGCAUCACGCGCCAUUUAACAUUCCCCGCUUUCUCUUACGUCACCGUGAUUUUAAUCGUCAGUGACGCCACCUUUGGCGACACUUUACGCGGGUCCUGGCUUGCGCUCUACGCUACCGUGCAAGGCGUGGGCCCGGCCAUAUUGACCCUGUGGCUGAUAGGCCCGGCCCAAUUGACAACGUGCACGACGGCGGUGGCGGUGGCGAUGAGUGCAUUUGUGGUGGCUGUGCCGGAAUCGACCCAUUUGAUAGCGAAGAGGAUAGCGCUGGGGCAAAUUGUGAUAGUGUAUGUAAUAGCUUAUGUGCAAGGUGGGGAAUGUGAGCCUGUAAUGCAUUGUGUACACGUGGCGGCGAGCACCGGAAUCGGGGUAUUGGCUUGUGUUGUGGCGCUGUUGUUUCCGUACCCGAGGCUGGCAACUUGUGAGGUAAAAAGGAAUUGGAAGCAGUUUGAAAACAAUGCAUCAGAAAGGCUAGAGCUAUUUGUGGAGGCAUUAUGUGCAGAAGACAUUCAGUGUGCACAAGCACUGAUAUCUCAGGCUAAGUUAUUGGCUAUUAGGUCUACCAAAUAUCUCCAUUUUAUCAAAUCCAAGCAAGAAAGCAUGCAGUGGGAGAGGCUUCCAAUCAAGUUUUUGAAACCAUAUUGCAUGAAUCCAGGAGAAAGAUUAGAGGAACUAGACAAGCCAUUAAGAGGGAUGGAAAUUGCUUUAACAAGUUCUUCAAAUCCAGUUCAAACACUGGACCAAGAGCUCAGAGAUGGUCUACUUAGAUUAGAGGAGCACAUUGGCCAAACCCUAAAGAAAGUUUUGCCUCUUGACUCCCCAACUUUCCCUGAAUCAAAUGCAAAAAAUGUGUUGAAGUCCCUCCAAACCCUUCAAACCGUCCCACAAAACCAGAAAGAUUUACCCACUUUCUUCUUCUUAUUUUGCCUGAAACUCCUCCAGAAGAAAUCAAUGGCCACUUCAUCAACUAAUGUUUCAGUUAUAGAUGGAUCACCCAUUUUAAGUGUACAAAAUUCUAUCAUAAAACCAAACACAACGCUUUCACAUGAAGUGGGAGGACCCAUUAAAUGUCCGAAUCCCAUGAGGAUUCUGAUUGGGUUCUAUGCAGGUAGAAAAACUAAUUCAAGCAAACAAGACAGGUUGGCUUUUUCCAAGGGCGUAUGGAGCAAUUGGGGGGCCAUGAACAAAAGAUACAAAAGGCUCAUCUCAGCCUUGAAAUGCUCACUUUCUUUAGGCCUUGCUGUGUUGUUUGGUUUGAUAUAUAGCAAAGAAAAUGGGUAUUGGGCCGGACUGCCCGUAGCAAUCAGCAUUGCUGGUGCAAGAGAGGCAACAUUCAAAGUAGCCAAUGUGAAAGCUCAAGGGACAGUGUUAGGAACUGUCUAUGGAGUACUAGGUUGUUUCAUGUUUCAAAAAAUUGCCCAAGUAAGGUUCCUGUCUCUUCUUCCUUGGUUCAUUUUCACUAGUUUUUUACAGCAAAGCCGCCUGUACGGCCAGGCCGGUGCCAUAUCAGCUGUUAUUGGGGCAGUUUUAAUCUUAGGCAGAAAAAACUUUGGUCCUCCGAGUGAAUUUGCUAUUGCCAGAAUCGUUGAGACCUUCAUUGGAUUAUCUUGCUCAAUCAUGGUAGAGAUUGUCUUGCAGCCCACAAGAGGUUCUACUCUAGCUAAAAUGCAACUUUCCAAAAGCCUCAAGGCAUUGCAUGAGUGUGUCAGCUUGAUAAGUCUUGGUGAUAGCAAAACCAGCUUGGGAGAUAGCCAAAAGAAGCUGAAGACCCAUGUAAAUGAGCUCAAACAGUUCAUAGGAGAGGCUGAGGUAGAACCCGAUUUCUGGUUUUUGCCUUUUAACAGUGCUUGCUAUUAUAAGCUCUGGGGGUCUUUGUCAAAGAUGGAGGAUCUCUUGCUCUUUGUUGAUCAUGCAAUCGGAUCGCUUGAGCGAAUUGACAAGCUAGAAGGUCACAUUGAGCGUUUUAAGAAAAUGAUUUGUUCUUCAGUGAAGUGUUUUGAGGAGGUCAGUUUGGUCAAAUCACUUUCACACCUUGAGAAGGAGCUUGAAAAGAAGAACAUUGCUCAUGAUAUUGAGUUGGGAAAACCACCAAGUUCAAUUGUGUUUGGGAGUUGUGGUUCAGCUGAAGAUGAGAUAGAGAAGAUCAUAAGUUAUUAUCUUGAAGAUUCAAGAGAAGUUGUUGAUAAAGUCAAUUCUGUUGAAGUUGAUAAUGAUGGGAUCAAGACACAGAAUUGUUUGAGUUUGAGUGCACUGGUUUUUUGCAUGGUGAGUUUGGUGAGAGAGACUCGGGAGAUUGAAAAGGGUGUGAAGGAGAUUAUGCAGUGGGAGAAUCCUUCAACCCAAGUAAAUUUGCAUGAAAUUUCAUGGAAAGUGCAUACUUUGUACAAGUAAAUGUUGUACCAUUUUGAAAAUUGUACAAGUAAACUGUUAGGGUUCUGUAAGUGUAAGCCACCCCUCCUUAUAUUUGGUUAAUCAUAAUUUUUGUAGGGGGAGGAUCGCAAUCCAUUUUUGAAUGAAAAAUUUGAUAAGUUAUUCGAUGGUCAAAAAAUUGAUUGGCGGAUGAUUUGACUAGUAUU